Messenger RNA from Plenodomus lingam JN3, 432 nucleotides. Lineage: Eukaryota; Fungi; Ascomycota; Dothideomycetes; Pleosporales; Leptosphaeriaceae. The record is from RefSeq and is a predicted model, not a curated record.
AUGGUUCUGUCCUCCUGCACGAUGAAGCGACGUCAGUUCGCCGACCUCUGGGUCGAUGCGUCAGUGCAGGAGACAUGCCGUCACUCAAACGCCCACUGCAUCAUGAAGGUCCUCAAGGGCAGUCUCCAAGAGACUCGCUACGACUGGCCCACGGUCGCUCUCAACAAGGGCGAGAAACGUCCGCUCGAUGUCAUCUCCCAGAAGACGUACGAACGUGACCAAGUCACGUACAUGUCGGACAAGCUGGGCCUGCACAAGAUCAAGAAUCCGCACCCCACGGAAUACGCAGUGUCACUGCACUUGUACACGCCACCCAAUGCCGCAACGUACGGAUGCUCGACCUUUGAUGAGAAGACUGGUACCUGUCAUCGCGUGAACAAGUGUACCUUCUUUUCCGAGUACGGUCAGCGAAUAGGCGCAAACAGGCCCUAG